Molecule: messenger RNA, 741 nt
Organism: Epithele typhae
Lineage: Eukaryota; Fungi; Basidiomycota; Agaricomycetes; Polyporales; Epitheliaceae
Exons: 1
Source: RefSeq, a predicted model, not a curated record
AUCAUGCAUUUCUGCCCCAGCCCUGAUUGUCGAAAGUGGUUCCACCAGUCUUGCCUGUCGAAAGCGCACCUGAAGAAGGACUUUCCACCGGAGCUCGCUGGACUCAGUUACCUAGCCAGCAACCCCGACAGCCUCGCCGUCUGCUCCCCAAUGUUCAACGAGUUCACCCCCAGGACGUACUCGCCCCACUCCCCCGCUUCCGCCGAACUCGCCUCCGCCGUCUCCAGUGCCCCGCCCCCACCCGCCGUCCCGUGCGCGAAGGACGGCUACCGCCGGCCUCUCGAACGCCUCCUCCACUACUUCGGCCACCGGCCCGACUACCUCGGCCACCUCCCCACCGCCCUCCUCGCGGUCGCGCAGCGCCCGAUCGUGCGCGCGCAGGGCGCAGACGGCGGGUGGGCGAUCGGCAACGUCGCCGACGUCGUCCUCGCCCGCCGGCUCGUGUACGCCGCGCUCGAGCACCGCGGCAGCUUCGACGACGCCGUGGCGGUGCAUAUGCUCGCGGAGCGGCACCGCAAGCGCGUCGCGCGCGUGCGUGCGAUCGGCGCGGCGAGGCGCGCGGACGCGGUGACGGCGGCGCUGAACGAGCUCGCCGAGGACGUCCAGCAGAUGCCCGGGGUCGAGGCGUUCGCGGUCCCGCGGAAGGAGUACUGGGAGCGGCGGGCGGAGGAGUGCCGCGGGCUCGGCGCGCUGUUCGACGGGGUGGUGUACGAGUGCCCGCAGUGUGGGAACGCGAUCUAG